GUCAUUAUUCUAUCAAUUUUUGAGUAAUAAUCUAAAAUAAUGAACGAGUGCAAAUAAAAAUGUGUCAAUCAAACCAGGAUAAAACUUAAUAAAUGCUCAGACGACCCGUAAUGCAAGAUACCAAACAUUGCGGUCGAUUUUGCCUCCUCUUCACUGGGAUAUUUUUAAUCUGCUUCGGGAGCAUCGUCCUCAUAUUUUUCGAAUCGAUAUACGACAGUUUUAUCAACCAUAAUUUGAAAUUUGCUCCCGGUACUCCUGCCUACGAAAAUUGGGCGAAAACUCCCCGAGUACAAACCGACAUUUAUUUUUUCAAUUGGACCAAUGCGGACCAAAACAAAAAUCAUUCCAUCAAACCGGAAUUUGAAGAAAUCGGACCUUAUAGGUUCUAUGAAAUUAGAAGUAAAGAAAACAUCACGUGGCACGAUGAUUAUGUCAACUAUGUAACUACAACGACAACAUUUUUCGAUCAGAAGAAUAGCCCCAGGAAUUUAAGCGACGUAAUAACUACCCUCAACGUUGUAGCUGUUGGUAUAACUUACGUGUCGCGAUUUCAAAGCUUUUGGACUAAGAAAAUGAUAUCGUUUGGAUUAUCAUCCAAAAUCAGUGAUGUUUAUAUUACAAAAUCUGCUGCGGAGCUGCUGUUUGAUGGAUACGAUGAUCCUAUAUUGGGAUUGCUGUCCAAAAUACCGUUGAUAUCAGCGGUGCCAGAAAAAGGAGGAAUGUUCUUUGGAAGAAAUGGUACUCCAGGUUUGGACGGUACAUACAGCAUGCAUUUUAAAAACGACCAUCAAUUCGGCAGUAUUCUUCUGUGGAACGGGAAAAAUCAAUCGGAUUUCUUCAGUGGACAUUGCAACAAUGUAAAAGGUACAGCUGGAGAAUUUCUGCCAUUGAAUAGACAAAGAGAUCAAAUACUUCUAUAUUCGUCUGAUCUGUGCAAGACUUUGGCGUUGAAAUACGUUGAAGAUGUUGUAGUGAAAGGUGUUAAGGGAUAUAAAUAUUCUGCUGAAUAUGGGUUUGAUAAUGGUACAGUUUAUCCAGAAAAUUCCUGUUACUGCACAGGAGAAUGUAUCCCUACAGGCGUUUUCAACGUGUCCUCAUGUCGAAUGGGAUCUCCGACGUUCUUGUCUUUCCCGCAUUUCUUCAACGCUGACCCCGUCUAUCGAGAGUCGGUGAAGGGUAUGAAACCCAAUAAAACCCUUCAUGAAUUUUAUAUGAUUGUCGAACCGAAAACUGGAAUCAUAAUGGAAGUUCAAGGUGGUAUGCAGGUUAAUAUGUUACUGCAGCCCAUUUCUAGUAUACGCUUAUACGAAAAGGUGCCGAAAGUUUACGUGCCGAUAUUCCACAUCAACCACAUAGCUCAUCUAUCAGACGAAGUAGCAGAAGGCCUGUGGUUGCUACAAAAUCUCCCCGAAUACAGUUCGUACUUCCUAUAUUCCGUUAUACUUCUAGGAUGUAUUUCCUUUUUAGGCGCGUUGGUGUGUUUAGUGAACUUUAAGAAAUCUAACGUUUUAGCGAAUAAAAAAGUUACUCCUAUUCCGCAAUACGAACAAGUACCAUUAAGUGAGAAAAAACCCGGUAUUGUUUGGAAAUUUAAAUGAUUGCAUGUUGUUUUGUAUGUUUUAUUGUUAAUAAAUUAUUUU
Psylliodes chrysocephalus is the source of this 1640-nucleotide messenger RNA. NCBI's taxonomy places the organism in Eukaryota, Metazoa, Arthropoda, Insecta, Coleoptera, Chrysomelidae. The record is from the annotation of a GenBank genome assembly.